Vicia villosa (hairy vetch) is the source of this 1726-nucleotide messenger RNA. RefSeq lists its product as uncharacterized. NCBI's taxonomy places the organism in Eukaryota, Viridiplantae, Streptophyta, Magnoliopsida, Fabales, Fabaceae. The transcript has 5 exons. Bases 91 to 1467 code for a protein of 458 amino acids. The record is from RefSeq and is a predicted model, not a curated record.
AAUUCCCAAAAAAAAUCCAAUUUUUCUGGCUAUCAACACUCCUCUCUCACACAAAUCCAUUCUACAUUGCAGAGCACAGAACAACCAAAAAUGGUGUUAACUUCAAUUUCAACACCAUCUUCUUCAUUCCUCUCCGAUUCUCCUUCAACUUCCACUUCCAAUUCCACUCUCUUCAGAAACACAACCUUCCCUUCCUUCCUUGUUGGAUUCCCAAAACCUCCCUUUUCAAAUGCAACCCUCAGACUCAAACCCUUGUCUUCUUCCGCUUCAUCCACUCAACAAGACAAUGGGUCGCCGGAACGGUUUCUUAAGAACAAUUCCAUUGCGGAUUUCAUGCGGUUCAAGAAAGGGAUUGAUGGUGCUACUGGUGUCUUGCAAACUGCUGUUGUUAGCUAUAAGAGGAAGUUACCUUGGUCCAUUUUGAACCCUUUUGUUAAGGUUGAUUUGAUUUCAACAAUUCAUAUAGCUGAUGAAGAGUAUUUUCUGGCCCUCCAAAAGGAGCUCGAAUCCUAUGAUUGCGUUCUGUAUGAAAUGGUAGCUAGCAGGGAAACUUUAGCGAAUAUGAGAAACCCUAUAAACAGGUUAAAAGGAUCACACUCUAGGGGUUUUACCAUUUUGGGAUGCAUUCAAAGACAAAUGGCUGAAAUUCUCAGGCUUGAUUUCCAAUUAGAUUGUCUCAAUUACCAGUCUGAAAAUUUUCAACAUGCGGAUCUUGACUAUGAAACCUUCCGAUUACUCCAGGAUGCAAAAGGUGAAAGUUUCUUUUCUUUUGCAAAAAAGAUGACUCUUAAAUCUACAAAGGCGAUGUUGCAACCUUCAAUUCGAGAAGAUCUUGAUCCGUGGAGAUCCAAGCUUUUAUGGGCUGCACGUGUACUUCCUAUGCCGCUAGUUGGCCUUUUUCUCAUCGGAAGCGUCUGUGCAAAUGUGGAAAGUCCAGUAUCUGAAUAUCCUGAAAUUGAGGCAUUGUCAAGACUUGAUUUUAGUGGCGCCAUGAAGAUCUUCCUUGCAAAAAGACUAACAUCCGAGUUGACACAAGCUACAGCAGAUAUAGAAGAGAAAUCAGUUAUAAUUGGCGAGCGAAACCGAGUUGCAAUCGAUGCCCUCAGAACGGCACUGGACAACGGAAACAAUAGAAUUGCCAUACUUUACGGGGGUGGCCACAUGCCGGAUCUCGGGAGGAGAUUGAGGGAGGAGUUCGAUUUAAUCCCGUCCGGCGUGGAGUGGAUAACAGCAUGGUCCAUAAGGAAAAGAAAACUUAAUACAAGAUCACUUCCAUUUCUGAAGACAAUGGCCAAGGCUUCAGGUUGGCCGUUGAAUCGCUAUCAGACACUAGCGUUGCUCAUCUUUUCGUCCGUGUUGGCGUUGGAUCUGUGGUUUUGGGAGCUUUUCUUCGGCACCACAGUGGACUGGGUCACUGAGGUAGCCUCAGAAGUUAAUCAGUAUGUUGGUAAUUCAAAAAUGAUAUGAUCAUUGGAUUCAGAAAAUUCAUACUAAUAACUAAUUAGGAUAAAAAAAAAAAAACUUGUAUAUGAAUGUAAAAAUGAAAAUUUUAUCAACAAAUGUAAAAUUCUAGCUAUUCCCAUUACUCAAAAGUUUUAAGAGCCUUGCCUCUUUGGUGCAUGGGGCAUGGAAAUGGGAAUAUGUAACCAUAUGAACUGAGAUAUGUAAAUUUCAUUGUGCAUUUUCUGAUAUGCAAAUGCUGAAAUGGUGUUCAUUUGUUGUAUUA